Messenger RNA from Coccinella septempunctata (seven-spotted ladybird), 3953 nucleotides. RefSeq names its product pyruvate carboxylase, mitochondrial. The coding region runs from base 195 to 3761 and encodes 1188 amino acids. The transcript has 15 exons. Gene Ontology annotation, cellular component: cytoplasm. Gene Ontology annotation, biological process: gluconeogenesis; pyruvate metabolic process. The record is from RefSeq and is a predicted model, not a curated record. Lineage: Eukaryota; Metazoa; Arthropoda; Insecta; Coleoptera; Coccinellidae. Gene Ontology annotation, molecular function: metal ion binding; pyruvate carboxylase activity; ATP binding.
AGCAUGGCAAGUCGCGUUUUCCUGGUGGACAACCUCCACACAGGUUGGAUUUCCAGUCAAUCACGCCAGUUUGGUACAGUUCGCGGUACGGUGAGGUGAUCGUAACUGUGCCAAUAUUAGGUUUUUUCGUCAGAUUUAAAGUACCGUAUAUAAACGUAACCUCAUCGAAAGGAAGAUUAACAUUCCUUGAUAAAAUGUUUUUUCGUUUCACCACUCCCAGUACCUUGCAUAGAUUGAAAGUACAUACGAAAUGUACGAGUUGGACAAAAUGUUUUUACUCCACUAAAAUCGAGUAUAAACCAAUCCGAAGUGUUCUUGUCGCAAACAGAGGAGAGAUAGCUGUACGUGUAUUCAGAGCUUGUAAUGAAUUGGGCAUCAAGUCAGUGGCCAUCUAUUCGAAAGAAGAUAGGUCACAUAUUCAUAGAUUGAAGGCAGAUGAAAGUUACUUAGUUGGUGAUGGCCUGCCACCCGUAGAGGCAUAUUUGAAUAUCCCAGAAAUAAUUAGGAUCUGCAAAGAUCAUGGAAUUGAUGCUGUGCAUCCAGGAUAUGGGUUUUUGUCGGAAAGGUCAGAUUUCGCUCAGGCAGUCAUCGAUGCUGGGAUCAGAUUUAUUGGGCCAUCACCCAGAGUGGUCCAGCAGAUGGGUGACAAAGUGGCGGCAAGAGAAGCUGCCAUCGCAGCCGGUGUACCCAUAGUACCAGGUACUGAUGGACCAAUCACAACCAAAGAAGAGGCCAGAGAAUUUUGUUCAACUUAUGGACUUCCUGUUAUUUUUAAGGCAGCCUAUGGGGGCGGAGGAAGAGGUAUGAGAGUGGUUAGGAAAAUGGAAGAGGUUGAAGAAAACUUCAUAAGAGCAUCAUCAGAGGCGGAGAAAGCCUUUGGAAAUGGUGCUAUGUUCAUCGAGAAGUUCAUAGAAAGACCCAGACACAUAGAGGUUCAGUUACUUGGUGAUAAGGCUGGUAACAUUGUCCAUCUAUAUGAAAGAGACUGUUCUGUACAAAGAAGACAUCAGAAGGUGGUGGAGAUGGCUCCCGCACCUCAUUUGGACCCUGCGAUAAGAAACAAGAUGACUGAUUAUGCUGUUAAAUUGGCGAAACAUGUGGGAUACGAAAAUGCUGGAACCGUUGAAUUCCUUUGUGACAGCAAAGGAAAUUUCUAUUUCAUCGAAGUUAAUGCAAGGCUGCAAGUAGAACAUACCGUAACAGAAGAAAUUACUGGCAUUGACUUGGUACAGUCCCAAAUAAGGAUUGCCGAGGGCAUGACGCUACCAGAAAUGGGCAUUACACAAGAAACUAUUAGACCCGAUGGUUUCGCCAUUCAAUGUCGUGUGACCACUGAAGAUCCUGCCAAAAACUUUCAACCUGACACCGGACGUAUCGAAGUAUUCCGAUCCGGAGAGGGUAUGGGCAUCCGUUUAGAUGGAGCAAGUGCCUUCGCUGGAGCAAUCAUUUCUCCCUAUUAUGAUUCUUUACUCGUCAAAAUCAUAGCUCAUUCCAAAGAUCUCCAAUCUUCCUGCGCGAAAAUGAACAGAGCUCUCAGAGAAUUCAGAGUUAGAGGCGUCAAGACCAAUAUUCCCUUCCUGCUGAACGUACUGGAGAAUCAGAAGUUCUUGAACGGAUCUGUCGAUACCUAUUUCAUAGACGAAAACCCCCAACUCUUCAAAUUCGCACCGACCCAAAACAGGGCUCAAAAACUGCUGAAUUACCUUGCCGAAGUUCUGGUGAAUGGACCACAGACGCCUUUGGCUACAAGUUUGAAACCGAGCGAGAUAAAACCACAUGUGCCUGAUGUGUCCAGGGAGUACUUGGGCCCUAAAUGUCCAGAAAGUAAUAAACCACCAAAGGGACUCCGUCAAAUCUACAAGGAACAAGGUCCAGAGGCCUUCGCGAAAGAGGUCAGAUCCAGGAAGAACCUUCUUCUGAUGGACACCACCUUCAGGGACGCCCAUCAAUCGCUUCUCGCUACCAGGGUCAGAACCCACGAUUUGCUAAAGAUAUCACCCUUCGUUGCGCACAAUUUUAGCCAAUUGUAUUCCAUGGAGAACUGGGGAGGCGCCACCUUCGACGUAGCCCUAAGAUUCUUGCACGAAUGUCCCUGGGAGCGAUUGGAAGAGAUGAGGGCUUUGAUACCCAACGUACCUUUCCAGAUGUUGCUCAGAGGAGCGAAUGCGGUUGGGUAUACAAAUUAUCCAGACAACGUAGUGUAUAAAUUCUGUGAUUUGGCGGUUCAAACCGGAAUGGACAUAUUCAGGGUAUUCGACUCUCUUAACUACUUGCCCAACAUUCUUGUAGGUAUGGAAGCUGCCGGCAAGGCCGGGGGUAUAGUGGAAGGUACAAUUUCAUAUUCCGGUGAUGUAAGCGACCCAAAGAAGAAAAAAUACGACCUAAAUUACUACUUGAAACUGGCCGAGGAGUUGGUUAAGGCUGGUACGCACGUGCUGGCCAUCAAAGAUAUGGCGGGUUUGCUUAAACCAAAAGCUGGAAAACUCUUGGUGACUGCCCUUCGUGAUAAGUAUCCAGACCUCCCGAUACAUAUCCAUACUCACGAUACUAGUGGAGCAGGAGUAGCAGCGAUGUUGGCUUGUGCAGAGGCUGGAGCAGAUGUGGUGGAUGUUGCUGUUGACUCGAUGUCAGGUCUGACCAGUCAGCCAUCUAUGGGAGCUAUUGUUGCCAGUUUGCAGGGUACAGUUUUGGACACUGGCUUGGCACUGGACAAAAUAUCCGAAUAUUCAGCUUAUUGGGAACAAACCAGAACCUUGUACGGGCCUUUCGAAUGCACUACCACCAUGAGAAGUGGAAACGCUGACGUAUACAACAAUGAAAUCCCCGGUGGACAAUACACUAACCUCCAAUUCCAAGCCUAUUCCUUAGGCCUUGGAGACUUCUUCGAGGAUGUCAAAAAAGCAUACGCUGAAGCGAAUCAACUCCUCGGCGACAUAAUCAAAGUAACGCCAAGCUCUAAGGUAGUAGGAGACCUCGCCCAAUUCAUGGUACAGAACAAACUGAAGAGUCAAGACGUUCUGGAUAGAGCUGAGGAACUCUCCUUCCCCAAGUCGGUUGUGGAAUAUCUACAGGGUCACAUCGGGCAACCUUACGGAGGUUUCCCAGAACCUCUCCGGUCUAAAGUUCUCAGAGACAUGCCCAGAAUCGAAGGCAGACCCGGCGCUUCCUUGGCACCCUUCGAUUUCAAAAAACUUAGCACAGAUCUGAAAGAAACCUUCCCCAACUCCAACGAUAGAGACGUUGUUUCGGCGGCUCUUUAUCCUCAAGUAACCAACGAGUAUCUGGCCUUCAAAGAGAAAUUCGGCCCCGUAGACAAACUAGACACUAGAAUAUUCCUGGUGGGACCCAAAGUAGGCGAAGAAUUCGAAGUGACAAUCGAACAAGGAAAGACCCUGGGUAUCAAGACCUUAGCCAUGGCUGAAGAUCUGACUGAAAACGGAGAAAGAGAAGUAUUCUUCGAGCUGAACGGAACCCUCAGAUCCGUUUAUAUAAGAGACAAAGACGCAGGUAAAGAAAUCGAGGUACAUCCGAAAGCGAACAAAGCAAACAAAAACGAAGUUGGAGCGCCAAUGCCCGGACAAGUUAUAGACAUCAGAAUCAAAGUAGGGGAUAAAGUUGAGAAAGGUACUCCCUUGGUGAUUCUUUCAGCGAUGAAGAUGGAGACUGUUGUACAGAGUCCUGUAGCGGGAAUCGUCAAGACGAUCGACGUCAACAUGGGCAUGAAAUUAGAAGCUGAAGACUUAUUGAUCACAGUUGAGUAGACACGAUUCAUCCCACCUCACACCCUUAAAAAUUUUAUUCCGAUUAAACUUCUUGUUGGUCCUUCUUGUUAAGUUUGUGAUUUAUUUGUACAGUUUUAUACUGAUUCCUAGUAAUUGUUCCAAGAUAUUCGAAAUUUUUUGUUGAUUGUUAUAUACCACUUUUGUUACAAAUAUAUAUUUUUAUAUACAUAA